AUGGAGGCUUUGCAGGUGUGGGCCAUGCUGUUUGCCGUUUGUGUGAUCCCAGGCCAGGGGAAUGUGCUGCAGCUUCGGAAAAUGAUCCGUCUUACCACGGGAAAGAACCCCAUCACCCAGUAUGGUUUCUAUGGAUGCCACUGUGGAAUCGGGGGGAAAGGUCAACCGAAAGAUGCAACGGACUGGUGCUGCCAGAUCCACGACUGCUGUUACGCUGGACUCACCUCGCAUCGCUGCUGGACCACCUGGGACCGCUACAGAUAUAGCCACACUUUCGGGGUGAUUCGUUGCGGUCCUGGGAGCUGGUGUGAGAAAAACCUCUGUGAGUGUGACAAGGCUUUGGCUCUCUGCCUGCAGCGUAACCUCCAUACUUACCAGCCAAAAUUACGCUUCUACUGGUCGCUCUCUUGCAAAGGAAGGACUAUGAAUUGCUAA
Molecule: messenger RNA, 435 nt
Organism: Tachyglossus aculeatus (Australian echidna)
Lineage: Eukaryota; Metazoa; Chordata; Mammalia; Monotremata; Tachyglossidae
Product: phospholipase A2 homolog sphenotoxin basic subunit B-like
Exons: 4
Coding region: 1-435 (144 amino acids)
Biological process (GO): arachidonate secretion; lipid catabolic process; phospholipid metabolic process
Molecular function (GO): calcium ion binding; A2-type glycerophospholipase activity
Source: RefSeq, a predicted model, not a curated record